AUGGCACCAAUUGCUCUAGACGAAACCAGUCAGUCCCAGACUACAAGUCCUCAAGUUCUGGUUAAGCCAUGGAGUCGUCCACAAGAGACCAAAGAACCACUUGACUGGGCACCGCUGGCGACAAUUGAUUUAUCACGUUUCGAUGAGCCUGGUGGAAAGCAGGAACUCGCCGCCCAGCUGUACGAUGCAGUGACUCGUGUCGGCUUCUGGGUUGUCACUAACACUGGCAUUGACGACGAGCGUGUGCUGCGGCAAUUCAGCAUUGGAAACACUUUCUUUAAAGAACCUCUGGAGGAGAAGAGGUUCUUCAAGUGUAACUUUGCCGAGGGCGAGUAUUUCGGCUAUCGUGAGAAUGAAAGGUGGAUCGGGGAUACUGGUGUCAAGGAGAAUAUUGAAAUGCUCAACAUCCAUAAAGACAUUCCCGCCCACGCCAAUGUUCCAAAGCACAAAAUCGUACAAAAUAAUUGGGACGAGAUUCGAGCAUUCCACCGUGAUGUGUUUGAGAAGGUUGCUCGAAAGCUUUUUGUGUUGAUGUCCAUCAUCCUAGAGUUACCGGAGGACUAUCUUACCAAUGCACAUGCGUACGAUGAGCUUUCCGACGACCAUCUCCGAUACAUGAUCUACAAUGUCCGAACUCAGGAGGAAUGGGACAAGGCCCAAGCAUAUUCCAAGGGCGGACAUACCGAUUUUGGGAGCCUGACUCUACUUUUUAGCCAACACGUGGCUGGCUUGCAAAUUCGAACGCCUGAAGGCGAAUGGAAAUAUGUUAAGCCCGUCGAAGGGGGCAUUACCUGUAAUGCUGCUGAUACUUUAACAUUCUUGACUAAUGGCUUCAUUAAAUCCACCAUCCAUAGAGUUGUAACACCACCAAAGGACCAACUGAACAUCAACCGCCUGGGACUUUUAUACUUCAGCCGUCCCGGAGACAGCACGCCCAUGAGGACAGUGCCCUCACCACUCCUUGACCGUCUCGGACUGAUCAAGGAAGAAGACAAGGAUCUCACGAGGCCAGUACCCACUGGCACUGAAUAUGUCCGUGCUAGAGUCAAGGACGUCCACCAUAAGACGGUGUUGGAUAAGCGGGCAGGCACGCAGUUUGAGUUCAAGGGGUUAAAGGUCGAGAACCACUAUGAAUGA
Messenger RNA from Exophiala bonariae, 1137 nucleotides. RefSeq lists its product as uncharacterized. Gene Ontology annotation, molecular function: 2-oxoglutarate-dependent dioxygenase activity. NCBI's taxonomy places the organism in Eukaryota, Fungi, Ascomycota, Eurotiomycetes, Chaetothyriales, Herpotrichiellaceae. The transcript is spliced from 3 exons. The coding region runs from base 1 to 1137 and encodes 378 amino acids. The record is from RefSeq and is a predicted model, not a curated record.